Molecule: messenger RNA, 2395 nt
Organism: Sphaeroforma arctica JP610
Lineage: Eukaryota; Ichthyosporea; Ichthyophonida
Exons: 4
Coding region: 719-1489 (256 amino acids)
Source: RefSeq, a predicted model, not a curated record
CACACAGACACACACAGACACACAGACACACACACAGACACACACAGACACACACACACACACAUAUAUAUAUAUACAUAUGCCGAUUCAAUCUGUGUUAUAUGUGUCACCACAGGCGUAUCUAUACAUGCUCAGAAUUCACAUACACUUAUAUUGGUGCUGGAAGUUCACAUACAAAUAUACUCCAUUGCUUUUGUAAUGAAUUAUGAUUGUAAUUGCAGAUAUUUUAUAUUAUGUGCAUGGUUGAUCGGUUGUGCAAGUAGAUGUGCGGUUUAUGGACAGAUUUAUAUAAUCGACUGAGGCCUAAAGCACCAGACUCUCUGUGUGUUCAGAAUAUUAGGCCCCAAACGGCAUUACAGUAUGUCGCUAUCCGAAGUGAGUUUCAUGAAUGAACUCGUAUUUUGGUUUGCGUAGCUACGGGUCCGUUGAAUCAUGCGCUGGUUUACUCGCUCAUGUAGAAUUUCAAUACGGGCGCUACAUACGAAAAAAACUCGCCACCACAACGGCACGCAUGCUCAUCCAUCAGCGAUAAUCAAGGGGCUUGUGCAGCACAACCGGUUGCACACAGACUAAUCAGGUGUAGUAUAUAGCCCUGAAUAUUAGAUGUAGUAUACAGCCCUGCUCAUUAAACUUUAUUCCCCGUACAUGAAUGUCUUCACAAAUAGGACUUGGCUAAUGCCGUCAUUUCGAUUAUGUACUUGUAGAUGACACCAAUGAUAUGCCCUGGAUGACCGAUGCACCUGGUUCCGAGGGCCAAAAACAGAAGUUACUGGAUUGGGACGAAGAUGGCUCACCCUACCGGACAAAGUAUAAGCUCAUUGAGCAGAAAGUGGCGUACGAAGAAGCGGCUAAAGAGCACCCCAGUGGUUCACAGAAAAUGGAAGCCAUGCUCGUCAAGAGAGCGAUGGCACUGAUCAGGUACUACCGGUACAUCAUUCCCGAAACCGAAGUGGCGGAGAAGAUGAAGAAGACGGGCCUACUCUCCAACGAGUUGUACGAUAGUGUCAUGCAGGAUAAGAAGUUCUUUGAAAAUGAGCAAGAGACUAUUGUGCAGUUGGCGGCCGAGAUGUUCAAGGAUAAGCAGGGACACAAGCGCAUCUUCGGAGCGGCUCACCAACAGCUGGAAAUUGAAAAUCCGGAACUGUACAAGCAACAAGCACUCGACCAGAAACAACGGAAGAACAUCUCUGGCCAAGGGAAAGGAGGGCAUCAUGGUAACAGUCAUGGGGGCGAGGAAAGACCGAGACAGAGCGCUGCGGCCAAGAAAAAGGACGAAUUAAAGACCCAAGAAAAGGAGAGACAGAGGAAUAUCAAGAAGAACACUGCCAAGAGUCUCGAGGUGAUGAAGGAGCUGAUGCGAGAGGAGGGUAUUGAAUUCGAUGGCGAUGGCAAUCCUAUUGUGGAAACGAAGCAUGCACACAAGGGGAAGAAAACGGACAAGACGCCGUCAGGCGCUACGAAGAACAAGAAGAAAAAGGGCAAGAAGUGAGGAGCAGGAGAGAAAAAGAGGAGUAAUGGAGCAGUGCCAGAGCGAGAGGUGACAACGGGGGACUGUCGGCUGUGUAGGGCACGAAUGGCGGGUGCGUGUGCGUGUACGGGUUGAUUGUUGAGGUGCGAAGAAUGCCUUUAGUGGGUGUGUAGGUCGUGUACAAUCAGGUGCAUGUGCCACACCCAGGCCAAGCGGAGAUAAGCGCAACGACCUUCACAGCCGUGCAAUUGACAAGGGAGCAUACGAUGCGCCGGGUGGCAUGUCCACUGCGACAGAUCUGAACGGACGGGGCCACUGUUCACCAAUCCCUCUGGCGCAAGCACUCGAUCGCGUCUUGCAGAUGUCUUUCUGUUGCAGUAGGCAUGGAUGCUACAUAUCAUUCGCCAGCCUCCCGGACGGACUCUGGGAAGGAUUUAUGAGUAGAUGCACACGAUUGUUAAUUGGGUGCAGCGGUCGGAGGUAUUUGGGAAAGGCUGGUAUAAUGAUUGCGUCUACCCAUGAUUUGAGGCUGCUUGCUUUGACCUCUGAACCCUCACUGAGAGGUGAACGGUGUGGUAUCGAGCGCUCUGUGUGUAUCGGAUUGGCGAGAGAUUGGCGGAGUGUAUACCAAAGUGGAAUAAUAUUGAGGGAGUGGAAUAUUAUCGAGAGAGCGAUGAAGAAUGCGGGGGUGAAGUCCGAAUUCGAGUGUAUUAGUACUAGCGAUGGGGAUCCUGAUGAUAAUCUGACUUAUCAACGAGUGCGAGACAAAGGCCUUGUGAUAAAUUUUUGUACAUAUGACUAUAAUAUCCAAACGUGGCUGUAUGGAGAUUUUCAUUGCUUGUGAUACAUGUUUGUAUAUACGAGUAGGAUGUAGGAUUAUUUAAACACGGCUGUAUUGAUUUUUCAUUGCUUUCGAUAAAUUUUGGU